Nycticebus coucang (slow loris) is the source of this 3376-nucleotide messenger RNA. RefSeq names its product C-X-C motif chemokine ligand 12 (gene CXCL12). The record is from RefSeq and is a predicted model, not a curated record. Gene Ontology annotation, cellular component: external side of plasma membrane; extracellular region. Bases 99 to 380 code for a protein of 93 amino acids. Lineage: Eukaryota; Metazoa; Chordata; Mammalia; Primates; Lorisidae. Gene Ontology annotation, molecular function: chemokine activity; CXCR chemokine receptor binding. Gene Ontology annotation, biological process: axon guidance; induction of positive chemotaxis; chemokine-mediated signaling pathway. The transcript has 4 exons.
CGCGCCUCCCGCCGCCGCACUUUCACUCUCUGUCCGCUGCAGUGUAGUCUCCGCGUCCUGCCGGUGUCCGCCUGUCCACCCUCCAGUCAGUCCGCGCAAUGGACUCCAAGGUUGUCGCCAUGCUGGCCCUCGUGCUGGCCGCGCUCUGCCUUAGCGACGGGAAACCCAUCAGCCUGAGCUACAGAUGUCCAUGCCGAUUCUUCGAAAGCCAUGUUGCCAGAGCCAACGUCAAGCAUCUCAAAAUCCUCAACACUCCGAACUGUGCCCUUCAGAUUGUGGCGAGGCUGAAGAACAACAACAGACAAGUGUGCAUUGACCCCAAAUUAAAGUGGAUUCAGGAAUACCUGGAGAAAGCUUUAAACAAGAGGUUCAAGAUGUGAGAGGUGGGUCAGACGCCUGAGGAAGCCUUACACUAGGAGCCCGGGUCUGAACGCAGUGUUAGGAAGGGCCCGUGGGCACCCCUGCCCAGCAGGGUCCAGGGCGUUGCCCGGGGCUUGGUUUUGCACACUUUGCCUUACUUUCACCAUUUGAUUAUGUAGCAAAAUACAUGGUGUUUAUUCUUCAUUUAGUUUAAUUAUCCAAUGUCACCGGUGACACAUAGGAACUUAGACUAAGGCCAUUAUUUUUCGUACUUUAUUAUGUCUUUCCCGGGGAGCUGCUCCUCUGACCAGGGGUUCCUGAACUUUGCAUCUCUCUGAGCUGUGCCAUCUGGGAGCCAUUAUCAUGCCCUGGGGUGAAGGCACCAGGACCCGCCAGCUAGGAUAAAGCACAGUGACAGCUGCCCUCUGCAGUGUGUACGGUGGAGGGAAGGUCCUAGAGGGCCCACGGGAGGCUCCCCCCUUAUCCAGAUGGGAGCCAGCGCUGCCUCUGCAGUGAGCAUGGCAGGGCUUCCCUUAACUGAGCAGGAGGGCAAGGCCAGGGCAGAGUGAGACCCAGCCCUCGUCCCAAGCUCUCUUCCACCCCAUCACGUUCUCCUCACCAUUCUCUUUGUCAUCCAUCUCCAUGUGUAUCCAAGACUGUCUCCAUGAUCCCCCAAAAGGACUCUCUCAAGACUAGAGCUUUAAUGUAAACCAGCACCAAGAAGGAAAUCAAAAUGCCUGGUGUUACCUGAAAACACUGUGCACGUCUGUGUCUUGCUCGGAAUAUUGUCCAUUGUCCAAUGCUGUGUUUUUGUCCAAAGCCAGCGUCCUCACCCAGGAACCACGUCUUGGUGCAGGCACCGUUCCUUGAAUGCAAAGGCUGAGUGGGAGGCUCUUUGACUGGGUUCCUGACCAGUCCUUUGGGGUGAGCUGCCUUGGUUCCCUCACUGAUCACAAAACCAUGGUGGAUUGAUCCAACAGCUCCCAAGGGAAUGUGGUCUGGGCAGUAUGGAUCUUAGAGGACUGAGACCUCUGUAAAUUCUAACAGCUGGCCCUCUGUAAAUUCUAACCUCAUCUUUUCACCAUUUGGCAAUGUUGUCAUCUCUAACCUUACACCACAGACCCUCUCUGCUGCCACACGUCACUUUGUGCUUCCAGUACGUCCAGCAGGGCAUACACUCUGAGAAAAUGAUGAGAUAUUUGCAGUCAGUGAAAAUUCCCCACUUUGGUGUAUUUCCCUUUGACAGACAGAGGGCAGGCUGUAGAGUUGCAUUAAACCUCUUAAAACUUUUCACUUUCUAAAAAGAUGAGCACUUGAGGUUUUUCAUUUUGUUUUGUUUUUUAUUCCCUCUCACUAAUCCUCUUCCCUUUUGGUUAAAGACCACAGUAAAGUUUUUAAAAUUAAGUGAGUGGGGGGAAAAAAAGAAGGGUAAAGCAAAGAAACUCUUCAGUUGACAAGUUAUUGUAUUCAACAUGUGGAAAGUAAAAGAUUAUAAAAUAAUAUUGAAUAGUAGGUGUUAUUAGAUUUAAUGAUCUGCAGGGUGAUUAGUAGCUGCUAUAUAUUCCUUUACAUUGGUUCUUCAUGGAAGAAAAUAAAAUCUAUCAGACCAAAAGUUUCCACUAAUUUAAAGAAAAAUCUCUAAGUCCUCGAACCUGCUAUGCUUUAAGUUAUAAGGAUGCAGAAUUAGUUUCAAAACCCUCUUUUGAAAGUAACCUGUCAUUACAGUGCUCCUAAAUUAUACAUGAAAUAUUGAAUUUUCACUGGAACAGUCAUUUUCCAGGUAAUUCAAGAUAUUUAAAAAUCUCUUACGAAAAAUUUGGAAACACCUGCUCCCAAUCUUUGAACAAAGACCAUUAAUUCUCUGGCUUGAAGGAAACAAAUAUGACCCUAAAUCUUGACUUAAUCAAUUAAAUAAAGAAUCAAUUGUUUCUCCUUCAUAGAAGAGAAAAUAGACUGGAAACACUAAAGAAAAUUAUUUGUAUCACAGUCAGCUCCUACCUGGGGACUGCCCAGCUAAAGCAAUAUGCAUUUAAGUAUAAUUGUCUGUUUGAAAAGGAAAAAAAUCUCUCCUAUCCUAAUCCCCUUUGGCUUUCAAACUACAAGCGUCAGUGAGCCACCAAGGAGGCAUCACCCAGCUCCGGCUCCUGGCCCUGGUGCUGUGGCCCCUGACAUUCCUCUAUGCUCCCUGUGACCUCCAGGGAGGUCCUCCCCCACCAGCCUUUGCAUCAGGACCUGGGAAGAGGGUGCUGGGGGCUCUUGGAUGGGCUGUGUGUGGGAAUCUGCAUCUGUGCUCUGUGUAUGUGCUAUUGUUUGUCCCACUCUGGCCAGACACUGAGACACCAGCUAGGAGGCUCAGGAGAGGCAGGCUGCUCAUCCACCUGUGCACUGGAGAUUGCUGCCUGAGAACAAAGUUCAACUUUGAGCAGAGGGUCUGAACAGCAAAAAGUUGCUGCCUCCCCAGGGUGGAGUCCAGAGACUUUCUGAGCCUUUCUGUGGGAUCCCAUCUGGCCCUCCAUGAUGGGGUUCUCUGGCUGGAGUUAUCACUGUGGGCUCCCUAACUGGGAGCUGAGCACUUCUCCAGGGAGGUGCACCUUUUCCCAGCUGGCUGAGAACGUGGGGGCCCUGUUAGCCUCACACAACUUCCCUGGCCCAUUCUGAGGGAGCCCAUCCCUGGGAAAUGCUCCCUACAAACUCGCAUAUCCCCUCAUCAGACCUCCAACAUUGCCAAGUUGACAAAACCAUGUAGAAAACUUAUUUUACAACCUUGCUGGACUCUCAGUCUCUGAGCAGUGAUGGGUUCAGUGUUAAAUGUGAUAAAUACUGUAUUUUGUAUUGUCUGAAUUGCAUUUCCCAGAUAAUGUGAAAACGGUCCAGGAGAAGGCAGCUUCCUUAAUGCAGUGUGCUUUUUUUUUUAAUAAGACAACUCUUUGAGAAACAAUUUAUACUUUGAAAUCAUAUCAAUGAAAAAUGUAUAUGCACUUAUAAUUUUCCUAAUAAAGAUCUGUAUUCAAAUGCA